AUGCACCUUCUGACCACUCCACGUCGCUGGCAGGAACAGCAAGCGCUUCGCCUGUGGAUCGCGACGGCGGCGUUGCUGAACGUGGACGGCCUGGCGCUACACGGCGGCGGCGUUAUUUCCUCACCGGCGUCGCCAGUCUCUCCUUCCUUUGCCUGUCGAGGUUCGGCUGGAAGUACGGCCUCCGGCGGUUCCUCUUCUUCGACCGCCUCUGCCACGACAGCGACACCGUCAGGCAAGGAUACACCAAGACAACAAAAGGGUUGUCCACAACAUGCUCAUUUGGCAGCAUCUCCCCCUGAAAAUUGA
This is a messenger RNA of Linum trigynum, 306 nucleotides long. The record is from the annotation of a GenBank genome assembly. NCBI's taxonomy places the organism in Eukaryota, Viridiplantae, Streptophyta, Magnoliopsida, Malpighiales, Linaceae.